AUGGACAGGUCUUGGUUGAUGGCUGAUAGAAGAACAAAGGAAUUUGAAAGAGGAGUAGAUGAAUUAUUGUUAUUUGCAUUUGAGAACGGCUGUGAUGAAAAUAAAAUCAGUUGUCCAUGUUUAAAAUGUGCACAUAGUAAGUCCUGGAGAGCUCAAACAGUGAGGUGCCAUCUUUUUCAAAAUGGUAUAGAUCAGACCUACACUCAUUGGAUAUGGCAUGGAGAGUUAAAUACCGAAAGCAAGUCUCCUGCAGAAGACACAGCUAGUUCAGAGUCUGUGGACCAAAUCCCGAUCCAACCAGAAAAUGAUGAUAUUGAUGAUGAUAUUUCUUUUGAUUCCGCUGAUGCAUUUAACCAUGUUCAAUCUGAACAUGAACCACUUUAUCCGGGGUGUGAGGGAUUUACGAAGAUGAAGGCUUUGGUAAAGUUAUAUAACUUGAAAGCAAAACACCAAGUAUCAGAUGGUUGCUUCUCUGAACUUCUAUUGUUGGUUGGUUCUAUGCUCCCGGAAGGCAACACCUUCCCUUCUUCAUUUAGUGAAGCAAAAAAAAGUUUGUGCGCUUUAGGAAUGGAGUAUGAAAAAAUUCACGUAUGUCCAAAUGAUUGUUUAUUGUAUCGUGGAGAAAAGGACGAAGAUGAGACACGUUGUCGUGUUUGUCAAGCCUCUAGAUGGAAGUUGAACAAAAAAGGAGAAGAAUUACAAGGGGUUCCGGCAAAAGUUUUAUGGUAUUUUCCGUUGAUACCACGUUUGAGGAAUUUAUUCAGUUCUGCACAAACAGCCAAGGACUUGACUUGGCAUGACACGGAGAGAAUAAAUGAUGGUAAAUUGAGACAUCCAGCGGAUUCAAAGACAUGGAGGGAAGUCGACAGUAAGUGGCCAGAGUUUUCUUCAGAUUCUAGAAACCUCCGCUUAGCUUUACCUUCAGAUGGGUUCAAUCCCUUUUACAGCACAAAUAUUGAUUAUUCAUGUUGGCCAGUUUUAAUGUCAAUCUACAAUCUCCCACCAUGGCUUUGUAUGAAGAGGAAGUAUAUUAUGCUAUGUUUAUUGAUAUCCGGACCAAAGGAACUUGGCAAUGAUAUUGAUGUGUUCCUUCAGCCGCUCAUUGAAGAUUUACAAAAUCUUCGGACUGGAAAACAAGUUUGUGACGCAUACAAGAGGGAGUAUUUCUUGCUGCGAGGCAUUUUAUUAUGGACAAUUAGUGACAAUCCAGCCUAUGGUAACUUGUCAGGGAACAUUGUAAAAGGGUAUAAUGCGUGUCCUGUUUGCGUUGAUGGAACAAAAGCAACGAGGCUGGCUAAUUACCGUAAGUGCGUGGUCAUGAGGCAUCGGAGGUGGUUGCCCCGUGCACAUCCAUAUCGAAGGAAGAAAGAAGAUUUUGAUAACACAGUGGAAAAGGGAACUGCCCCAAUUCCAUUAACCGGGGAGGAGGUUCUUGAGAGAACAAAACAUUUAAAGAGUCAUGUCUUUGGUAAGACAUAA
This is a messenger RNA of Daucus carota subsp. sativus, 1479 nucleotides long. RefSeq lists its product as uncharacterized. The transcript has a single exon. The record is from RefSeq and is a predicted model, not a curated record. The coding region runs from base 1 to 1479 and encodes 492 amino acids. NCBI's taxonomy places the organism in Eukaryota, Viridiplantae, Streptophyta, Magnoliopsida, Apiales, Apiaceae.